Cuscuta campestris is the source of this 1852-nucleotide messenger RNA. NCBI's taxonomy places the organism in Eukaryota, Viridiplantae, Streptophyta, Magnoliopsida, Solanales, Convolvulaceae. The record is from the annotation of a GenBank genome assembly.
AUUUUUUGCUAGUGUCCGCAGGGUAUUUUGGGAAAUUCCUUCGCACGAACUUCCUCUGUACGCUAGUCAUUUUAUUUUCUUCACCCUGAGAAAAAUAUCUCCUCCGCGUAGGGUUUCCACCGUUCCGCUAUGGGAGCAGAGGGACACUGGCGACAGUCAUUUUAUUCUGUCCUUUCAUUCUCCGCCACGGUUUCGCCCUAGGCGAUCUGUGCUUUCAUCCAUGGGACUUUGUCUUCGCUCCUCCUUCGCAAUAUCUCUGCUCACCGCUCGCCGGGAACCAUGGCUGGGGUUUCGCCACUCCUGGCAUGAACACAACUUCAAUUAAAAUAUCAGCUUGAUUUUCUAUCUAAAAGAACAGCAAAUCGGAUGUUUGGGUCCCAAAAUUGAACAAGGUUAGAGACACCACGGAUGCCUGGAACUGGCGAAUCACGACCCUGGACAGCGGACGACCAUUAAUGGAGAGCAGCUAGGAACGACUUUUGGACAACGAUACCUCGAGUAUAGCAACCAUAUUUGAGGCGAAUGCACUUCUGCUGACUCUUUUAAGCAUCGUGGUCCAAAUUUUGGCCUUCGGCAAUGUUGAACUUGCUUAUGUAAAUCAAACCAAUGAUAUGUACCUGUUUCUGGUGUAUGCUGCUACUCUAAGAAUGUGCUUCAUAGAGCCUUCAGUCUUUUCUUAUUUAACUCUAAAUAUGAAUUGCUUCUUCAGGAACUANAGAGGAACAAAGUUGAUGCUGCUAAGUUUGCUCCUUUUUGGAAUGAGAUUAUAAGGAAUUUGAGGGAAGAAGACUACAUUAAUAGUUUGGAAAUGGAGUUGCUUUUAAUGCCUAAAAAUUCAGGGAUAAUAGACAAUAUUCCCUUGGUUCAAUGGCCUCUGUUCCUUCUAGCAAGCAAGAUAUUUCUUGCUAAAGAUACUGCUAUUGAGGGUAAAGAGCCCAGACUUUCGCAAGAGGAGCUAUGGGACAGGAUUUUAAGGGACGAUUACAUGAAAUAUGCUGUUCAAGAGUGUUAUUAUACCCUCAAGUUAGUCCUCACAUCUGUGUUGGAUACUGAGGGUAAGAAGUGGGUUGAGAGAAUAUAUGACGAGAUUCAGAGAAGCAUAGCUAAUAUGAGCAUACUUGUUGAUAUUGAAUUGAAUAAGCUACCACUAAGGAUUCAGAAAGUUACUGCACUGUUGGGAAUACUGGAAAUAUAUUUUGUGAAAUUGCCUGGAAAUCCAAAGCUUGGUGAAGGGAAACCUGAAAAUCAAAAUCAUGCUAUUAUAUUUACACGUGGAAAUGCAAUACAGACCAUUGAUAUGAAUCAGGAUAAUUACUUUGAGGAGGCUUUGAAGGAAUCUAGCUUUGUGACUCUUGGCCAACGUGUUCUAGCAAAUCCUUUGAAGGUUCGUAUGCAUUAUGGUCAUCCAGAUGUCUUUGAUAGACUAUUCCAUAUAACUAGGGGUGGUAUCAGCAAAGCAUCUCGCGUCAUAAAUAUGAGUGAAGAUAUUUUUUCUGGAUUCAAUUCAACUUUGUGCCAGGGCAAUGUUACUCACCACGAAUACCUCCAGGUUACUAGAUUCUCUCUCGCUGGUAUGUGGAGGUCGUAUUUCAUGAUACUUAUCAGCUAAUGAUAUCACUAAUGAUGUUGUAUAGGUUGGCAAGGGAUGAGAUGUUGGACUCAAUCAGAUUGCUUUGUUUGAGGGGAAAGUUGCAGGUGGUAACGGGGAACAAGUCCUUAGUAGAGAUGUCUACAGGCUUGGUCAGCUUUUUGAUUUCUUCAGAAUGCUAUCGUUCUACUUCACAACUGUGGGAUACUACUUUUGUACCAUGGUACACAGUUCUUUCCAAUGGAAUACAUGUAGGGAGUGGCU